Molecule: messenger RNA, 1569 nt
Organism: Belonocnema kinseyi
Lineage: Eukaryota; Metazoa; Arthropoda; Insecta; Hymenoptera; Cynipidae
Product: protein hunchback-like
Exons: 4
Coding region: 273-1499 (408 amino acids)
Biological process (GO): regulation of gene expression
Cellular component (GO): nucleus
Source: RefSeq, a predicted model, not a curated record
ACAGCUCUGUUUCACCCAAGAAAGUCGGUGUUGUACCUAAGUAAGUACCUUUUGGGAACUGUUAUGGUCAUUGACAAUUAGUUUGCCGCCUGAUGUCUCCGAGUUAAGACCCAGUUCAGAUACUCUCUAGUCUGGUCUUAGAUUUUAAAAUAUUCACAGGACCUGAAAGAUACAGUUUUUUAUAAGUUACGUAAAACCUUGCUGUGGAAGUGUUCUAAUACACACAAUAAUUCUUUGAGUCAUAUUUGUUAUAUUUUGAAAAUAAAGUGAAUAUGACCACUAUUAUGUUAAAUCGUGAUUUCCUUUACGGACCACCAUCAGACUACUUCAGCCGGCUGGAUUUAUCGGAGAAUUCCAAUUCUUCUGAAGAGAUGCAUCAGAGCGAUAUGAUGAGGAAAAAUUGGGAAACAACACGAACUGCGAUGUCUAAUUUGGAGCAGGAACGUCAAUAUCAGCAGAAUACUGUUGAUCAGCAAAGACCGAGAUACUUCCGAUGCAAAGCUUGUGCCUUCAUAACUACGACGAAAGAAGAGUUUUGGGAUCAUUCGCGGAUUCACAUCAGACCUAUGAGAAUGCUCACUUGUCCGAAAUGCCCUUUUGUGACAGAGUUCAAACACCACCUCGAGUAUCAUAUUAGAAACCACCUUGGAUCAAAGCCCUUUAAAUGUGACAAGUGCUCAUACACGUGCGUCAAUAAUUCAAUGCUUAAAAGUCACAUGAAAUCUCACUCAAAUGUCUACCAGUACAGAUGUGCUAACUGUGAGUACGCCACUAAAUACUUGCAUUCGCUCAAGAUUCAUCUGAGGAGGUUCCAACAUCAACCAGGAAAGGUUUUGAAUGCAGAUGGGACACCAAAUCCGUUGCCUGUUGUCGAUGUAUACGGAUCCAGAAGGGGACCAAAGCUGCAACCGACAAAGUUGCAAGAAGAGAAUCAAGCUGAUGCGAUGAGCUACAUGAUGAAGAUGCUUUAUACUCAUAUGAUCUCUUCGCAAAUGAACACACCGAACGCUAUGAACAUCACACAUGGAAUAAACGGUCUUCCCCCCAACAUGACCACUGUCAUGGCUGCAAUAGCUGGCAACCAAUUGCCUGCUGGUUUUUCACCAGAUAAUUCUAGUUUCUUCAACGACCAAGCAGUGAAAAAUGCGAUGCGGUUUAGAGCUUGGUUGACUUACGUUAAAGCCAUGCAAGGCGAGCCGAUUCCGAACGAGUCUCUUGUGAACAACAUCCCAGAAGUAAAUUGCAUUCAGGACAACCAUCAAAAUGUUAACAUUCCUUCGAUCAAUCAAAGCAUUCCAAAAUAUGAAGAUGAUUACAGAGAAGAACAGAUCGCGCCUCUUGAUCUCAGAAAACCUUAUUCGAACAGUCAACAGAAACAAAUUUUCGAGAUUUGUGCCAAAGCGACAGGUAGCUCUAAGCGCAAGGGAAAAGCGGUAAGGCUGGAUACAGAAGGCAUGGUAGUGCAGUCCGAUGAUGAGCAGAUGGUGUUUUUGUUCUAAAUAAAAAUGCACCACAUGAAUUAAAAAGUAACCUUGUCAAUAAAUCUAGACCAUGGAAAAAUAUAAAAAA